AUGGCAUCCCAGACAACAACCAAAUCCGAGCUUGAGCAAGCCUUCCUCUCGUUCGUGGCCGGCAUCAAGCGGCAUGACGAGAAGGCCAUCUCCGCGCUCCUCGCCGCAGACCUCAAUCACAAUGGCCAGCAGGUCGGAAAGCAGGAGUACCUAGACGAGCUGCUCAAGGCCACGGCCGGCACGCAAGACAUCGUCGUCGACAUGCUCAUUGUGAGCAGCCAAAGGCCCGCCGUGGCAGCCAGGCUCAUCCACCACUCCGACCAAGGCCACCAACAACACCCAGAAUACGUCUUCGUUCACUUCUCCCCCCAGCCAUCCCUCCAGAUCACCAGCAUACGUUCGCUGGCCGACGAGGCAUCGUCCUCCCCCAUCGCCCUCUCCCCCUCAGCACCGACACCGGAGGAUACCACCGCCGUGAAGGACCUCCCGUCCUUUUACACCGACUACAUCGCCUCCAUCAACACCCACACCAUGGAGAAGGACUUCCCCCGCUUCUGCCAGCCCAAUCUCACGCACAACACCCGGAGCCUCGACAUCCCCAGCUACAUCCACCUCAUCGAGUCCUCGUUCGAGGACAUCCGCGGCCUGCACUUCAACGUCGUCGACCUCGUCGCCGACGAGGCCAAGCAGCAGGUCGCCUCGCGGAUCGAGUUCACCGGCCGGCCUGUGCGCCCGUUCCGCGGCGUCGAGCCGGGGGCCAACGGGGAGGAGGUCAAGUUCCACGAGCACGCGUUCUACUUCCUCGAGGGGGGCAGGAUCGUGAGGGUGUGGUCCGUGUUGGACAUGGAUGCCUACAAGAAAUGUCUAGGUCGGUCGUAG
Messenger RNA from Clonostachys rhizophaga, 819 nucleotides. The record is from the annotation of a GenBank genome assembly. Lineage: Eukaryota; Fungi; Ascomycota; Sordariomycetes; Hypocreales; Bionectriaceae.